CAUAUGCUAUCCCCCCAAUAUAACUGACCAUUUUCAUCUUGCAAGCUUCCCAUCAUAUACCAAUCCAUCCAUCUAUCUAUCACACUUGCCAAUUGCGAAUUGCCAGUUGCCAGAUCCAUAUUAUUCUUCGUUCUGUUUGGUGUUACUUUUUGGAUUUUCUUUUUCUCUCUCUUUCUCUUUUCUGGUGUUGCCUAUAGCUCUAUGAAAGGAUGAGGGAUCGCAUGGAGAGGCUAGUGGUUCUUCCUUUCUCUUUUGGCUGUGUUUCUCACUCCAGUGUUGGUGUUGUUGCCUCAUCAAACCAAUCCACAAAACCAUUCAACCCUUCUUCUGUAACAAGAAGCCAAGAAGAAAGAGAAGAGAGCCCAUCUGGGGUGAAAAUGAAGACUUCCUGGGGUUUCUUCACUGUCCCAAAGCCUAACAUUUCCAAUGGAUUACACAGACUGGUGAAGAGUUUCAAGAGCUUGUCUCAUAUAUUUGUUAAUGUAGUGUACAAGGAAAAGAUGGAAGAUGGGGAGAUGGAGAUGGAGAUGGAGAUAGGGUUUCCAACUGAUGUGAAGCAUGUCACUCACAUAGGAUGGGAUGGAAGUGCAACUGCUGUAACCACAAACUCUGCUCUGAAGGGCUGCUGGGAUCACAAUCUCACCACCACUCCUCCUCCAGACCUCCUUUCCUUCCCUUCAAUUUCUCUGAGGCAGUUUGAGCUUGCCAUGGCUGCCCAGGCUGCUGAUCCUCAUCACCAUGGCCCCAUCUGUCUCACGACCACCACCAACUUUGCUUAAAACAGACAAUAUUAUUGUGAUACAGUACUCACGCACACACACACACACACACACACACACACACACUUUCAUGAUGGUGAUGAUCAUAAGGCGAACAUUAAUGUUGAAAUGAUGGUGAUGUAAGAUUGAUGAUGAUUAUGAUGAUUUGAUGAUUGAUGCAAGAGAAAAGAAGUCAUGUACAAAGAGAGAGAUAAAGACUCCAACAGUUUGCAUGCAUGAAGUGUUCCCCAUUUUGAUUCUUUUUUCUUCCUUCUUAAUUUGUAAUUUUGGGGGUUUCCCAUUCUUCUCUUGUCAAGAUUUAGGUUUCAUUAAUAUUGGCUUGGCAAAUGAUGACAGUGUCUCCAUGCAUGGAAAAAAAAAAAAAAAACAGAGAGAAAACAUAGAAUUCUAAUGGGUUGUGUAUUCUAGCCAGGCAUAAUGUUCUUUAAUUCCCUGUCUUUUCUUUUCCUUGUUAUGAUUCAAUUUUGAAGCAUAUAUAAGUAGAGUCUUAACUUCCUCA
This is a messenger RNA of Diospyros lotus (date-plum), 1278 nucleotides long. RefSeq names its product CRIB domain-containing protein RIC4. The record is from RefSeq and is a predicted model, not a curated record. The transcript has 3 exons. Bases 210 to 779 code for a protein of 189 amino acids. NCBI's taxonomy places the organism in Eukaryota, Viridiplantae, Streptophyta, Magnoliopsida, Ericales, Ebenaceae.